Opisthorchis viverrini is the source of this 231-nucleotide messenger RNA. RefSeq lists its product as hypothetical. NCBI's taxonomy places the organism in Eukaryota, Metazoa, Platyhelminthes, Trematoda, Opisthorchiida, Opisthorchiidae. The transcript has 3 exons. The record is from RefSeq and is a predicted model, not a curated record. The annotation marks the transcript as partial.
AUGUUGACGGAAACCCGGGGACUGCGUCUACCUGAUGAGCUCCAAAAAGGGCGAAACCGGUACAUGUAUGAAUAUCCGUGGAGAGUUGGAAUCCUUGUUGGAUUGUACAAGAUAACUGAAUGUGUUGCACCGGGCCACCUGAUGUCUCAGUUGGUACGAUAUUCGAGAUAUCGAGACAUGUACAGACGUAAUACACUAGUCGUAAGGUUACUGAAACUCUUGGCAGCUUAU